Messenger RNA from Rosa rugosa (rugosa rose), 2314 nucleotides. RefSeq lists its product as uncharacterized. The record is from RefSeq and is a predicted model, not a curated record. The coding region runs from base 392 to 1900 and encodes 502 amino acids. Lineage: Eukaryota; Viridiplantae; Streptophyta; Magnoliopsida; Rosales; Rosaceae. The transcript has 2 exons.
CUUUAAACAGACUCCGUUAUCUCCACCCCUCUCUCUCUCUCCCUCUCUUUCUUUCUAUCAUUCUCUCUCCCAAUUUUGAGGCUCUGAUUGCAAUUUCCUCUGUAGCUGUUUGUUUCCAAAGCUUCCUUUAUAGGUUGUUCUUGUUUUGAGUUGAUUGUUGUGCUUCAAUGUGGUUUGGGAUUGAGUGAUGGGUCUGCAACUAUUUGGAUGAUUUGUUUGUGGGUGUGAGUCAUAAGGACUUUUUCGUUUGAUGAUUGUGUGACGGAUCUGCAGUCUUUGUUAGUUCAUUUUGAUGUGUUAAAGAUGUUUGUGAGGUGACUAUAUUUGAAUAGUGGGUUUAUGACUUGUAACCCGAAAGCAGGAGAAGGAAUUAAUUGAUUUGUGGAGAAUCAUGGGGGAAGCUCUUCUCACUACUUUGUCCAUAGAGAAUUCUCAUUUGUCUACAUUGUUGUCGAUGGAUUCUGGUUCUUUGGCACAUGAUGAAUUGGAGAGAGAGAUGAAUCGGACUUUCAUACUUUCGCGCCCUCCUGAUAUCAAUCUCCCGUUGCUGUCUGAACCAAGCCCACCUCCUCCAACUUGGAAUGAUCCAUGUGACAUCUUGGAUGUAGGCCUUGGGUCUCAAGUGUAUGAAGCUGAGACAACAAUCAGUCUCCCCAAAGUCGCAAGGAAAUGCAACAAGAGACUCGAUAGUGUUUGGGGUGCAUGGUUUUUCUUUAGCUUCUAUUUCAAGCCUGUUUUGAACGAGAAGUCUAAGUGCAAGAUCAUUCGGGACAGUAAUGGGGUGUCUGGGUUUGACAAAACAGACUUGCAGCUAGAUGCUUUCUUGGUUCAGCAUGAUAUGGAAAACAUGUACAUGUGGGUUUUCAAGGAAAGGCCCGAAAAUGCAUUGGGGAAGAUGCAGCUGAGGAGUUACAUGAAUGGGCAUUCUCGCCAAGGAGAGCGGCCCUUCCCAUUUAGUGUGGACAGAGGUUUUGUGCGGUCUCAUCGAAUGCAGAGGAAGCACUACAGGGGUCUCUCUAACCCUCAAUGUGUUCAUGGGAUUGAAAUUGUUAGGACACCCAACCUCAUGUGUCUUGAUGAGGAAGAGAGGAAGAGGUGGACAGAGCUUACAGGCCGAGAUGUAAACUUCUCAAUCCCGCUUGAAGCAAGUGAUUUUGGUUCUUGGAGGAACAUACAGAAUCCAGAACUUGAGCUUGACCGGCCUGCCCCUCCAUCAAAGAACAAUAUAAAUUCUCAUCAAAGAAAAUUGCUUGAUGGUACUGGUUUGAAUUUGUCAACUCAGCCAUCAGACCAUGGAAACAGUGAUGGAAUGGACCUGUCACCGGUCUGCCAUAAGCGAAAGAAAGAACUCUUUCCUCAUGGAAAUGACAAUGAUUGCUGUUUACCUAAUAACCACCAUUUUGACAGAGUUUUGGAUGGCAAAAUCCACACAGAUGAGUCAUCUUGGUUUAAUGAGUUUAGUGGGGCAAUGAAGAAUGCAUCUGGGCCGGUUACAGCUGCAAAGACAAUAUACGAGGACGAUGAAGGGUUUUUGGUCAUUGUCAGCUUACCUUUUGUAGAUCUUCAAAGGGUUAAAGUUACUUGGAGGAAUACUAAUUCACAUGGGAUUGUAAAGAUAUCUUGUGUGAGUACAGCUUGUAUGCCAUUCAUUAAGAGGCGUGAUAGAACAUUUAAGCUAACAGAUCUGGCACCAGAGCACUGUCCUCCUGGGGAAUUUGUCAGGGAAAUUGCUCUUCCAACUCGCAUUCCAGAAGAUGCCAAACUGGAAGCGUAUUGUGAUGAGACAGGAACAAUGCUCGAAGUUAUGGUGCCCAAACGUCGAGUAGGACCAGAAGAACACGAGGUCCGUGUGUGCCUCCGCCCCUCUCCCUGGAACGAAAGGGAGCAUUUGUUGACCUGAAGGAGGCAUUAAGAUGACAGAUGCAAUAAACAUUUUUUUUUUCUGUUUCAUUGUUUUUUAACUUGAUUCCGCCGAGGAAGUCUAUUGAAUGAAAUCUGAUUUUUUUUUUUUUCUUUUCUUUAGAAAUUUUAAACCCCUAGAAAAAGAAAGAAAAAGUUAGCAUCCUUUUCUUUUCCUUUUUCCAUACUAUUUAUCAAAUUGAUGUUGAUUCAUGUAGGUGGUAUGUUAUGUAUCUUAUGUCGUAUUAGCCAUAUGUUCUUUGCUUGUAGCUUUGCACUGAAGUUCUGGUGCGGGAGUUCAACAUUAUUAUAAGUUUGCAUUCCCAUAGUGCUUGGAUUGAAGGUUCUUUGUAUAAAUGAAAUACUUAUGUGUACUAUUAUCUCAUAUAUAUGUAUCUUAUUGUUUCCAUUCGCC